Messenger RNA from Elaeis guineensis (African oil palm), 2251 nucleotides. Its product is annotated as glucose-6-phosphate 1-dehydrogenase, chloroplastic. Gene Ontology annotation, cellular component: chloroplast stroma. The record is from RefSeq and is a predicted model, not a curated record. Gene Ontology annotation, molecular function: glucose-6-phosphate dehydrogenase activity; NADP binding. Gene Ontology annotation, biological process: pentose-phosphate shunt, oxidative branch; glucose metabolic process. NCBI's taxonomy places the organism in Eukaryota, Viridiplantae, Streptophyta, Magnoliopsida, Arecales, Arecaceae.
UGCCUAGUAGAAUCACUGUCUUUCUGCUGAAAAUUAUCCAAUUAGCCAACCCUAACCCUAGUUUUUUUAUGUCCUAAACCAGUUUACCAGGAUACAAACCAGAGUUUGCUGAUGAAAUCCAUGUUUCAAACAUAGCAGCAGCCCACCCCCCCACCCUCUCCCUCUCACCCCAAAAAUUUUCAUCCGUUUUUUCUACCCAAGAAACCUUUCCUCUUAGCGAUUCCAACACCUGAGAGAAGGGAGAGAGAUAUGGCCCUUUCCUCCCCGAAAUGCCCAUCCUCCCAGUUUGCUCUUCGCCCCUCCCCUGCGCCUAGAAGCCAGCGUGUGGCGGCCGCUUCCUCCUCGCUGUCCUGUCCUCCCAUUCCAAGGCGAUUAUUUUCGAAGAGGGUUUCCUCCCAAUCACGUGCAAAUCGGCGCUGGAACGUUGCUUCCGUGCACGAUGCAGCUAGAACUUUACCUAUUUCUCCUGCAAAAGAAAUUGAUUUGAAGAAAGUAGAAAAUGGUGUGUCAUCAGCUAUAUCUGCUGAGGAAUAUCGAGAUUUAGCAGGCCUUAGUACUAGAGAGAACUCUACGGUUAGUAUCACUGUAGUUGGAGCCUCUGGAGACCUUGCUAAGAAGAAGAUAUUUCCUGCAUUAUUUGCACUAUAUUAUGAAGACUGCCUCCCUGAGCAUUUCACAAUAUUUGGCUAUGCUCGGAGUAAGAUGACGGAUACUGAAUUACGAAACAUGGUCAGCAAAACACUCACUUGCAGAAUUGAUAAAAGGGAGAAUUGUAGUGAAAAGAUGGAGCAGUUUUUGGGAAGAUGUUUUUACCAUUCAGGCCAAUACGAUUCUGAGGAAAAUUUUGCAGAGCUAGAUAAAGAGAUAAAAAAACAUGAGGCUGGGAGGCUUUCCAACCGCCUUUUCUAUCUAUCAAUACCUCCAAAUAUAUUUAUGGAUGUGGUAAAAUGUGCAAGCAAGUCAGCUUCUUCUGCAAAUGGCUGGACGAGGGUCAUAGUUGAAAAACCCUUUGGCCAAGACUCUGAAUCUUCAGCUGCAUUGACACGAGGCCUGAAACAGUUUCUGGUGGAGGACCAAAUUUUCAGGAUUGACCACUACUUGGGGAAGGAACUGGUUGAAAACCUAUCUGUCCUUCGCUUCUCAAAUCUUGUUUUCGAGCCUCUGUGGUCGAGACAGUAUAUAAGAAAUGUACAACUAAUCUUUUCUGAAGAUUUUGGCACUGAAGGACGAGGAGGGUACUUUGAUAACUAUGGUAUCAUCAGAGACAUCAUGCAGAAUCAUCUGCUUCAGAUGUUAGCCUUGUUUGCAAUGGAAACUCCUAUCAGCUUGGAUGCCGAGGAUAUCAGAAAUGAGAAGGUGAAAGUUCUCCGCUCUAUGAAGCCACUGCAACUAGAAGAUGUUGUGAUAGGGCAAUAUAAAAGCCACACCAAGGGGGGUUUUACAUACCCAGCAUACACAGAUGAUAAGACCGUUCCCAGAGACAGCCUGACUCCAACAUUUGCUGCUGCUGUCCUUUUCAUAGAUAAUGCGAGAUGGGAUGGAGUGCCAUUUCUCAUGAAGGCUGGAAAAGCAUUGCAUACAAGGCGAACAGAGAUUAGAGUACAGUUCAGACAUGUUCCUGGUAAUUUAUACAGGAGCUUUGGGACAGAUCUUGAUCGAGCUACAAAUGAGCUUGUGAUCCGGGUGCAACCUGAUGAGGCUAUCUACCUAAAGAUCAAUAACAAAAUCCCUGGUUUGGGAAUGAGACUGGAUCGAAGUAAUCUGAAUCUGCUUUAUGCAGCAAGAUACUCAAAAGAGAUACCGGAUGCUUACGAGAGGCUUCUGCUCGAUGCCAUUGAAGGGGAACGGAGGCUUUUCAUUCGCUCUGAUGAGUUGGAGGCUGCUUGGGCGCUCUUCACUCCAUUACUGAAAGAGUUGGAAGAAAAAAGGAUAGCUCCUGAGCUUUAUCCUUAUGGGAGCCGAGGACCAGUUGGUGCACACUACCUUGCUGCCAAGCAUAAAAUUCGGUGGGGCGAUCUUAGUUCUGAGCACUACAAAAUAUGAUUUUUUGAAAAAUUGUAGUCUAAAAGCUGUAAUUGUAUGUAUACUCAGCAAGUUAGCUUGGAGAUGGGUGGAAAUGUGUGAGAAUAAGGUGAGAAAAUCCUUUUCACAAGGAACAAGCUGAGUUUUUGUUGUAACAUCUGCAUCUCAAUCUUGUAUCAAUGGAAAACUUGUUCUUGUUAGAAAUUAAGAUUAAUAAUUCCUCGGACAA